This is a messenger RNA of Ficedula albicollis (Collared flycatcher), 1654 nucleotides long. RefSeq names its product fructosamine 3 kinase (gene FN3K). Gene Ontology annotation, biological process: fructosamine metabolic process. The transcript has 6 exons. Bases 148 to 1077 code for a protein of 309 amino acids. Lineage: Eukaryota; Metazoa; Chordata; Aves; Passeriformes; Muscicapidae. The record is from RefSeq and is a predicted model, not a curated record.
UGUUUUAUUUAUUUAUUUAUUUAUUUUCUGUGGUGGGUGGCCCUUCCUACCUCAUCGCAGAGUGACAGUGGCAGAAGGACCCAGACCUUUAAUCCUGUUUCGCAGCAGGUUUAGCAGAGGAGCGGCUGCAGCAGCCUGGCAAUAACCAUGGAGAAGAUCCUGAAGGCAGAGCUGAACACCAGCAUUCUGAAGGCACUGGGGAGCUCUGGGGGAGGAUGCAUCAGCCAAGGCCAAACGUAUGAGACAGACAGAGGACGGGUAUUUGUGAAAAUCAACCACAAACCUCAGGCUAGAAAAAUGUUUGAAGGGGAAAUGGCAAGUUUGGAAGCGAUUCAGAAAACCAAUAUUGUGAGAGUGCCUCAGCCCAUCAAAGUGAUUGACCUGCCUGGAGGAGGAGCCAUGUUUGCCAUGGAGUACCUAAAGAUGAAGCACCUCAACAAAUACUCUUCAAAGCUGGGAGAGCAGAUAGCAGAGCUUCAUCUUUAUAACCAGAAACUUGGAGAGAAGCUGAGAACUGAAGGAAGCACAAUUGGAAAAGGAGCUGGUCGCUCCGAGGCCCGGUUUGUGGAUAAGUUUGGAUUCCACACAGCCACUUGCUGUGGUUAUAUCCCACAGGUGAAUGAGUGGCAGAGUGACUGGCCAUCCUUCUUUAUCCGGCACCGACUCCAGGCUCAGCUGGAUUUGAUUGAAAAAGAUUAUGGAGACAGAGAAGCCAGAGAACUCUGGUCACAGCUAAAACCAAAGAUUCCUGAAAUGUUCUGUGAUGUAGAAAUCGUUCCCGCUCUCCUGCACGGGGACCUGUGGGCAGGGAAUGUGGCUGAGGACGACUCUGGGCCGAUUAUAUUUGACCCUGCCUGCUUCUAUGGCCAUUCAGAAUUUGAACUGGCCAUUGCUGGAAUGUUUGGGGGGUUCAGCAGCUCUUUCUUCUCUGCCUAUCACAGUAAAAUACCCAAAGCUCCAGGAUUUGAGAAACGAAACAAGUUGUAUCAGCUCUUUAAUUACAUAAACCACUGGAACCAUUUUGGGACAGGGUACAGGGGCUCUACCCUAAACAUGAUGAGGAAACUUCUAAAGUAACCAGGUGCAUUUGAGAUAUUCUGACACAGUCCCUUAGGAAUGAGCAGCCCCUGCUCAUCCCAAGUACCACAAAGUCGGAAUUGGUGGUAAAACACCUGAUAUGGAGAAGGCUUAGUGCACUUUUGAGCCUCACUAACUAAGAGCAAUUUUGUCAUCUUUAACUUGGGCACCAGUUUCCCUGCACAGAUUCCUCCCCUGCUGAAGGAAGGGGCUGCACUGUUUGUGAAGGCUGCACUGGUUUGGAAAGCAGCCUGACAGUCUGCCCUUGCUCUCUCACCUCAUAGCUGCUGUGCUCCCACUGUUGUUCCACAGCAGCAUCUUCCCAGUCCUGCUGUUGCUCCAUCAGCAGUUUGUUAUGGAGAGCUGCAGCUGUGGGACAGUGGUGCUGGAAGUAAGAGCAAGUUCUUAUGUCUAUCCUUGUUAGUUCUGGUUUAGUUUUCUGUCUGUUCCAAGACCUUUUCCCAUGAAUAUUUCCAUGGUCUUCUGUUUCCCUUUCCUUUCCUUUUGUCCUAAUCCAAAAUUUCAGUCAGAUUCUGUGAAUCUGAAAACAUUCUCUAUUUAAUCUAAUCAGCAGACA